Messenger RNA from Thermothelomyces thermophilus ATCC 42464, 1032 nucleotides. RefSeq lists its product as uncharacterized. The record is from RefSeq and is a predicted model, not a curated record. The transcript is spliced from 5 exons. NCBI's taxonomy places the organism in Eukaryota, Fungi, Ascomycota, Sordariomycetes, Sordariales, Chaetomiaceae. Gene Ontology annotation, molecular function: sugar-phosphatase activity; beta-phosphoglucomutase activity. Bases 185 to 922 code for a protein of 245 amino acids.
UCAACUCAACCUUCCUGCCGAUUCUUCCUGUUACAACACCUGUUACAACAUAUCCCGACGCCUUGCGCCCAACCGACCCAACUUUGGUCCAUAUUCAUUCUCAGAUUUCGUGGAACAUCUCUUCCUACCAGCGCCAGACUAUCCCUACCAGUUUAGACUACUCAUUGCGCAGCUUGCAGACAGCAUGGGAAGCGCGGAGCCGGCAGCAUCCGCCUUUGCGGCGCCACCAGAGUCCGUCACGUUCGACGGCCUCCUGUUCGAUAUGGACGGCACAAUCAUCGACUCGACCGACGCCGUCGUCAAGCACUGGCAGGCGAUCGGCCGGGAAAUAGGAGUCGAGCCCGAAGUUAUCCUGCAGACUUCUCACGGACGGAGAACCAUCGAUACCCUCCAACUCUUGGCCCCUGAGAAGGCAAACUGGGAGUACGUCAAGCAAAUGGAGGGUCUCCUGCCCAAGCUCUACGGAAACGACGCCGUCGAGAUUCCCGGCGCCCGCGCUCUCCUGCAAGACCUAAUCGCCCAGUCCGCGCCGUGGACCAUUGUCACGUCGGGGAGUCUUCCGCUCGUAUCUGGCUGGCUCACCGUCCUCAACCUCCCGACCCCUCCCCACCUGGUAACGGCCGAGUCCGUGGCCGUCGGGAAGCCGGACCCGGCCUGCUACCGGCUCGGGCGGGAACGUCUCGGCAUCAGCGGCGCCGAGAAGCAGGUCCUCGUCCUCGAGGACAGCCCCGCCGGCAUCCGGGCCGGCAAGGCGGCCGGGUGCAAGGUGCUCGCCGUGGUCACCAGCCAUACGGUCGAGCAGGUGCUGGGCGCCGAGCCCGACUGGGUGGUCCGUGACCUGUCGUCCCUGAGGUUGGUCAGCGUGGAGGGCGGCAGGGUGACGCUGGAGAUCCGGGAUGCGUUGCUUGUCAAGACGGAGUAAGAGGGAUUCUAGAGUUUAGAGAAGGAAAAGAAAAACAGGAAAAAAAAAAAAGAGCAUGGGAAGCGGAAGCUUGGAUGAGAUACUUUGUGCAACCGGAGGUCAACAAUUCA